Molecule: messenger RNA, 1854 nt
Organism: Epinephelus lanceolatus (giant grouper)
Lineage: Eukaryota; Metazoa; Chordata; Actinopteri; Perciformes; Serranidae
Source: RefSeq, a predicted model, not a curated record
AUGGAUAAAUGGCUGAAAAGUCCAGUUGCUGUGGAUCCAGGAGGGGGAAAGGAGCCCGCCGACAAACGCAAGAAAGAUGCCAAACCUAAACCAAGGCAGUAUAGUGAAAACUAUAUUUUAUAUGGAUUCACUUCUACGUCUGCGGACCCACAGCAGCCUCAGUGCUUCUUUUGCGGUGAAGUCCUGGCAAAUAACUCCAUGAACCCAGCCCAUUUACAGCGACACCAGAGCACCAAAUACUCGGAAAGUGUCGGUAAAACUGAGGAAUUUUACAAACGUAAGCUGUCGGAAUUUAAGUCAAGACAGACUGUAAUGAUGAAAGCCACGAGUGUGUCAAGCAAAGCACUGGAGGCAUCUUACGCCGUAUCUCUGCUCGUGGCGAAAUCAAAAAAGCCUCACUCAAUUGUUGAAGAGCUCAUUCUCCCUGCAGCAGCGGUUAUGGCUGAAAUUAUGAUUGACAAGAAAGCAGCCGACACACUCAAGAAAGUCCCCCUGUCGAACAACACCGUGUCCCGUCGGAUUGAUGAUAUGUCGGUUAAUAUUAUUGGACAAGUGGUGAAAAAAAUGAAACGAGCCGGUCAGUUCGCUUUGCAGCUGGAUGAAAUGACAGAUGUGAGUGGUGAUGCUCAGCUCCUGGCCUUCGUUCGUUACAAAGAUGUGUCGGACAUAAACGAGCAUAUUUUAUUUUGCAAAAAGCUGCCAGGAAAGACAACCGGGGAAGAAAUGUUCCAGAUUAUAGACAGCUUUUUCAAAGAACACGAUCUACAGUGGAAAACCUGCAGUCACAUCUGUACUGAUGGCGCAGCUGCAAUGACGGGAAGUGUGAAGGGACUUUUUGGACACGUAAAAAAGGUAAAUCCCGACAUUAAAUGGAUGCAUUGUAUCAUUCACCGCGAAGCACUGGCAAGUAAGCGAAUGAGCCCUGAAUUAAGUGCUGUUAUGGAUGAUGCUGUGAAGGUGAUAAAUUUCAUCCAAUCCCGGCCACUGAAUCACAGACUGUUUGAAACUCUUUGUCAUGAGAGCGGCACAGAGCACGAACAGCUAUUGCUUCACACGGACAUCCGCUGGCUGUCCCGUGGGAAAACACUACUCAGACUUUAUGAACUGCGCAGUGAAGUUUCGGUGUUUCUGACGCAGCAUCUGCAUCCUCUUGCUGUGGUGUUUGAGGACGCUGAGUGGGUGGCGCGCCUGGCGUAUCUCGCUGAUGUGUUUACCAAACUUAACGAGCUCAACCUGUCGCUUCAGGGAAAGGAGCCACACAUCCUGAAAAUGUAUGACAAAGUUAUAGGAUUCACAAAAAAGCUCAAACUAUGGGAGAAGAAAUGUGAUGAGGGAGAUGUCAGCUGUUUCCCACUACUUGAUUCCCAUCUUGCCACCACUGAUGUUGCCAGGGGUCCAGUGGUCAAACUGGUGCAAGCACAUCUGUCCAAACUCUGCACGGAUUUCAGCCAGUAUUUUCAGGACAUUGAAGAAAAGUCAGAAAGACUGGAUUGGGUGAGGAACCCAUUUAUUGUGAGUGAGAGCUGCAACAACCUUCCUGCAAGGCUGCAGGAGCAUCUGAUGGAUUUAUCAUCUGAUCAGGGACUGAAAAUGACAUAUGCUGAGAAGACAUUGACUGAGUUCUGGUGUGAUGUGGAGAAGGAGUAUCCUGAGCUGGGAAAACAUGCACUGAUUGAGCUUUUGCCUUUUGGUUCUACUUAUAUGUGUGAAGUGACCUUCUCAGCUUUGACACACAUUAAAACCAAGCAGAGGAGCAGACUGGAUGUGAAGAACAGCCUGGUAACAGCUGUUUCCACACUGCCCCCAGAACUAUCAAAGCUUAUGAAAGACAAGCAAGCUCAAGUGUCUCAUUAA